This is a messenger RNA of Mus pahari (shrew mouse), 1570 nucleotides long. RefSeq names its product SLAM family member 5. Bases 142 to 993 code for a protein of 283 amino acids. The record is from RefSeq and is a predicted model, not a curated record. Gene Ontology annotation, biological process: regulation of macrophage activation; T cell activation; negative regulation of interleukin-6 production. The transcript is spliced from 7 exons. NCBI's taxonomy places the organism in Eukaryota, Metazoa, Chordata, Mammalia, Rodentia, Muridae. Gene Ontology annotation, cellular component: external side of plasma membrane.
GUUCUCUCUAAUGGUGAACACGUUUCUGGACCGGCUCUGGGUUUGAAUCUGAUUUAUGCUCUGCUCCGGAAACACCACACUGAAGUGAGAGCAGCUACCAAGCCAGUUCUUUUUCCUCAGAAGACUGGGGUCUGACUGGACAUGGCCCAGUACCAUCUGUGGAUCUGCUUCCUUUGCCUGCAAACCUGGUCUGGAGCAGCAGGAAAAGAUGCAGACUCGAUGGUAGUGAAUGGGAUUCUUGGGGAGUCAGUUACUUUCCCCUUAAGUAUUCAAGAUCCACAGAAAAUUACUAACAUUGCCUGGACGUCUCAAUCAUCUGUUGCUUUUAUAAAACCAGGAGUCAAUGGAACUGAACUUACUGUAACCCAGGUCAUUAUUAAAGGACGACUAGAAGUCAUAGAUCAGAACUAUGACCUGGUCAUUAGGGACCUGAGGAUGGAAGAUGCAGGAACUUACAAAGCAGAUAUCAAUGAAGAGAAUCCUGAGAAAACCGUCACCAAGAUCUACCACCUUCAUAUCUACCGUCGGCUUAAAAAACCAAAAAUUACACAGAGUUUGAGACCAUCUUUGAACAAUACCUGUAAUGUCACACUGACAUGCUCUGUGGAAAAGGAAGAAAAGGAUGUGGCAUAUAGCUGGAGUUCCUCUGGAGAGAAAAGCAAUGUCCUUCAAAUCGUCCACUCCCCCAUGGACCAAAAACUGACUUACACAUGUACAGCCCAGAACCCUAUCAGCAACAGCUCUGACUCUGUCACUGUCCAGCAGCCAUGUACAGACACACCAAGCUUCCAUCCUCACCAUACUGUGUUGACAGGGGGACUGGCCAAGCUCUCCCUGCUUAUUCUCAUUCCGGUGUUGGCACUUCUGUUCUAUUUGUACAAGAGAAGGCAAGCAGAUGAUGUCUCAAAGAAAUCAGUAUACUGUGAACUUUUAAGAAAUGAUCGUCUCACAGAGUCCAGAAUCUAUGAUGAACUCACUCAGUCCAAGGCUUAGAAGUACCUCAGGGCUUCCAAAUGAAGUUGCUAAGCAGAGGUAAAGGACUCAUCAAAAGAAAUGGCCUUUCUACUUCAUAUGUCCUCAAGCACAAGAGAUAUCUAAGACAUCACCCUGUGCCAUUUUCCUGACACUCCUUAUACUGGAAUUCCCUAGCUGUACCUUUCAGCUAACAUGUCUUCAUAUUCCCUACUCUUACACAGAUGGGGGAAACCAACAUGAAGGACAAAAGACCUCCCAAGACUUUGGGUAGUAAAAUUGUGUAGGUAAACAGGCAGUGUCCUCACUCCGGAAACUGAGUCACACUCACAGUGAGGGGAGGUGUCCUGAAACCUAGGUAUUCUCUGGCUACCCCCUUACCAGAACCUUGCUUAUCAUCACAUUCACCAGGAGACCUUCUGUUGCUGGACAUUCCUUGUACCCAUGUGGGCUUAUGAACACUCCCUAACUCAUCAAAUCCUUUUGAAAACUGCCUCCAGUAGGAUCUGGGUGACAAGUUCCACAGACUGAGGUGAUCUACCUCAAAAGGGGGAGGCCUCUUGGAACCAUUGUGGAACUCUUUGCCGGAGAAAAAAUA